Magallana angulata is the source of this 1271-nucleotide messenger RNA. RefSeq lists its product as uncharacterized. NCBI's taxonomy places the organism in Eukaryota, Metazoa, Mollusca, Bivalvia, Ostreida, Ostreidae. The transcript is spliced from 3 exons. The record is from RefSeq and is a predicted model, not a curated record. The coding region runs from base 156 to 1091 and encodes 311 amino acids.
CAUUCCUGAGAAGUGAUAAUGCUGGUUGCUACCACUGCGGCAACUUAUGGCUUGCCAUUCCAGGCAUUAGUAGGCGUACUGGUAUUUCCAUAGCCAGCUAUGACUACAGCGAGGCCCAAAGUGGGAAAUCUUAUUGUGAUGCCAAGAUUGCCCAUAUGAGAGGGAAGUUGAGUAAAGAAGCAGCAUCAGGCCAUAACAUCAUCACAGCUGCUGACAUGAAAUCAGCUAUAGACUUGCAUGGAGGAACGACUGGAUGCCAAGCUUCACAUGUUGAACUCCUUGAAAAACCCUCUCCUGCAGCCAAGUUUCCAAUAAAAGGCAUCACUAGAAUAUCAAAUGUGAAGUUUGGUGAAGGACUUAUAACAACUUGGCGAGCCUACAACAUUGGAAGGGGCAAAGAAUUCCCUAUUGAACAUGAAAACAAUGAUAUUGCAGAUUUAGAAAUAAAAUCAGGUUUUGUUGCGAGUCAUGGAGCAGAAGGGAACAUUCGGAAACCCACAGAUAGUAGGAAUGAUGUGAAUUCUGCAGUUGAUCAUUGCUUUCCUUGUCCUGAAGAAGGAUGUACUCAGACCUUUACUAGAUAUGGGGAUAUGCAAAACCAUUGUUUCCUUGGCAACCAUACUUAUAAACUUCAAGCAAUGUCCACUUAUGAUCAUAUCAAGAUGAGAUGGCGGAAUGCAUGUUCUUCAUUGUCAGGGGAUACCCUGAAACACGCUUCUAGUACUGGAGAGGAAGUCACAGAUCAAAGUUAUGUGCAGUCUGACAUGGGGUGGGCCUUGAAAAAAGACAGAAAAAAUGCUCGAUUUUCGGAUGAUCUGAAAUCCUAUUUGACUGACAUCUUCCAACAUGGAGAGAAUGGUGGAACAAAAGUGCACCCAUUUAUAGUUUCUCAGAAUAUGAGAGUGGCCAAGAACGAACGCGGGGAAAAAAGAUUCAACCCAAACCAAUAUUUGGCAGUUAGUCAGAUAUCUUCCUUUUUUUCAAGACUUUCAGCUAUGAAAAAAACAUCUACUAACGACAUGAAUGAUGGUGAUUUGGAUGCAAUCCUUCUGAAUAUUGCAAAGGCUGAUGUUAUAGCAGAAUUUCAAUAGGAAUUCAAAAUCUUUGACUAAAAUAGUGUCUACUUAUGCUUCAAACUGGAUUCUAAAUAUUACAUGUAAUACAUAUUGUGCUAUUGUGUACAUGUAUACAUGUAUUAUAAGUUACUGUGCAUUGAAGCCUUUGAUGUAGAUCUACCAGAAUUCUUAAUGUGAUUACGUACAGACAUUAGU